Molecule: messenger RNA, 1640 nt
Organism: Haliotis rufescens (red abalone)
Lineage: Eukaryota; Metazoa; Mollusca; Gastropoda; Lepetellida; Haliotidae
Product: beta-1,4-galactosyltransferase 4-like
Exons: 7
Coding region: 29-1267 (412 amino acids)
Biological process (GO): carbohydrate metabolic process
Molecular function (GO): glycosyltransferase activity
Source: RefSeq, a predicted model, not a curated record
GCCAUUAGAUGAGAUUGUGUUGACUGAGAUGAAGAUAAUCUUGCCCUGCAGUUUCACUCUGCUGACGUCGGACACAACAUGCCUCACACCUACUCCAGGGUACGCACCAGCAGGUCACUACGGCUUUCUAAAUGACAAAGAUGGCCAGUUGCAUCUGACUUACACUACUAACGUUGCUGGUACAUUAUGCACUGAGGUAGCGUCCUUCUGUACAGAAUUACAGUACUUUGUGUUAAGAAUGUGCAUGGGUAUGUUACGUGGGUUGCGGAGACGCUGUCCUGGUUGGCUCACACUACUGGUGUUGGUGAUGUUGCUUUGGUGGUUUUGUGAACGAGGCGACUAUGCACAGCUUCCACCGAUAACUGUCAGUCCGUACAUCGAUGCCAAGCUGCUCAACCCCAUGGGUCUCUCAAAGUGUUUGACAAGCUCUGGCCAAGGACGACUGCGAGUUAACAAACAGAAUGUAAGCUAUGAGGAGGUGCAGAAUGCUUUCGCCCCUUUAGGGACGGGUGCCGGCCAUUUCCGCCCGCCUCAGUGUGCAGCCGAACAGAAGUCAGCCAUCAUUAUCCCUUUCCGAAACCGUCAUCACCACCUACCGAUACUCCUGAACAACCUGGUACCCUACCUACUGCGACAGCGCCGAGACUUCACCUUCUAUGUGGUAGAACAGGGAUCUGCUGGGGUAUUCAACAAGGCGUUAAUGAUGAACGCGGGCUUCAUGGAAGCGAUGCGUCGUGGCAACUAUGACUGUUACAUCUUCCACGAUGUGGACCUGAUUCCUGAAGAUGACCGGAUACCGUACACCUGUCGCCCUGGGCAGGUGGCGCAUCUGGUGGCUGCCGUCAGGAAGUACUAUUACCACGCCAUGCGGAGGUAUAUCGGAGGCGUUCUAGCCUUCACCGAGCAACAGUUCCGUGGUGUGAAUGGUUUCUCCAACCUGUACAUGGGCUGGGGGGGCGAGGACGACGACAUGAGGUUCAGAUUGGAUCUCCUGAGUAAUCCAGUGUAUGAAGUAUCUAUUCAGAUUGGGAGGUACUACAGUUUCAAUCACUCGACUGACGAGGGCAACCCAGUCAAUCACCACAGGAAAGAGUUACUCUGGGAGGCAGGUAAACGAGCGGCCAUCGACGGUAUAACGUCACUGAAGUAUACUGUGGACAGCGUGGAAGAGUCAACGUUGUUUACAUGGGUCAAAGUGCGAUUUGACCCACAACACUACAGUCCACUCUUCAAUGCUGUCGUAGACGGUUCUUUGGAAAUGCCUUAAAUGAAACAUUGCCAAAUACUACAAAACUUAAGGCAUAGCAUCCCUGAUACAAGAGCAAGGGCCACACAGCAUUGGACCUGAUAAAGCAACCUUAACGCCUCCUCCCUGAAGCAUGCGACCGAUGAGUACGAUUCAGAUCUUUGGGGAUGAUAGCUCGCCCAGCCUGUAGUGUCAGUACCAGCUAUGGCAACGUCUGCGACUGUGGUGGAGGCAGUAGCACCCACCUAUGCUACUAUGUUAUAAUGCUCGCUGGGGUUAAUAUCUGGAGACCGACAGGGUCAGUGCAUAAAAUUAAUGUUGUUGCUUGUUGUUGUUGUGGUGGUGGUUGUGUGGUGGUAUACCGUGGUGAUAUACCGUGGUGAGUCUGGAAGAA